Molecule: messenger RNA, 966 nt
Organism: Theileria annulata
Lineage: Eukaryota; Apicomplexa; Aconoidasida; Piroplasmida; Theileriidae
Product: methyltransferase, putative
Exons: 2
Coding region: 1-966 (321 amino acids)
Biological process (GO): ubiquinone biosynthetic process
Molecular function (GO): methyltransferase activity
Source: RefSeq, a predicted model, not a curated record
AUGAGAUUCAUAAAUUCAGUAUUCAGUUCCAGGAACAUCCGCUGCCUUAGGCCUUUAGUACAUCUACGCAGCUCACAUUGUUUCCAGGCAUCCAGGUCAUUCAGUUCACCCACAAAGGAGUUUGUUAGGUCAGUUUUUUCAGACGUCGCCAAGAACUAUGACUUGAUGAACGAUUUGAUGAGUGUUGGAAUCCACAGGUUUUGGAAGGAAGUAUUGGUUCAGGAGGUCAUUUCGUCUCUGAAAAUGACACACCGACACCUUUCAAAGGACUAUUUUUCCAAUGAUUUUGUUCCAGAUAUUAUAAAUAUUUUUGGUGUAAAAAUUGUAUAUAUUCAUUUAGAUGAUAUGGUUGUUGAUAUUUUGGACUUGGCUGGAGGAACUGGCGAUAUUGGCAUCCGCAUAGCUGAGUUGUCGAAAAAUUUGAAAUUUGAAGACUCGAAUGGAUUUGUACUAUACGACAGCCUAAAAAUAACACCCAAGAUAGUCGUUUGCGACCCUUCUGAAGAGAUGACCAAACUUGGGCAGGAGAAGUCUGAAAAAGCCGGAGUUCAGGGCCUUUCCUGGGUUAACGCAGAGGCCGAGAAACUUCCCUUUGAAGACUGUUCUUUUGACAUCAUUACCAUCGGGUUCGGAGUUAGAAACUUCAGUGACAGGAACGCUGGCCUAAGUGAAUGUUACCGAGUUCUGAAGCCCGGCGGUCGUCUCUUAAUUCUUGAGUUCAGCCACUGUGAGAAUGAGCUUCUCUCUGUCCUCUACAAGACUUAUUCCGACAAGUUAAUUCCUUUCCUCGGCUCAGUGGUUGCCAAGAACGAGGAGGCCUAUGACUACCUUGUGGACUCUAUUCGGAAAUUCCCCAACCAGCAGGAGGUUGCUGAGAUUCUUAAAUCGCUUGGAUUUUUACACGUUUCUUACCGCAAUUUGACUGGCGGCAUCGUCUGCAUUCACUCUGGAUUUCGGAAACUUUAA